ACCGUUAUAGAUAAUGAUAACUCUCUCUCUUCCCUCUCCCGCCAAAUUCAUCCCUCCUUCUCCCAAAUCCAAAAACCUCAAAUCCCGUCGAAUUAGGAACCCUGAUUUCGAAGCUCUGAAGGAUACUUUGAUUCGACAAGCCAAUGUUGGAAAUCUUAAGCAAGCAAUCUCGACGCUUGAUCACAUUUCUCAAAUGGGUUUUACCCCUGACCUCACCUCCUAUACAGUUCUCCUCAAAUCUUGCAUCAGGACCCGAAAUUUCCAAAUUGGGCAACUUCUACACUCUAAACUCAACGAUUCGCCACUCGAACCGGACACCAUUCUUCUUAACUCGUUGAUAAGUUUAUAUUCUAAAAUGGGCAGUUGGGAUACUGCUGAAAAGACUUUCGAGAGCAUGGGUGAGAAGCGGGAUUUGGUUUCUUGGAGUGCAAUGAUUUCGUGCUAUGCUCAUUGUGGUAUGGAGUUGGAAUCCGUGUUUACUUUCUUUGAUAUGGUGGAGUUUGGGGAGUACCCGAAUCAGUUCUGCUUCUCUGCGGUGAUUCAGGCAUGUUGUAGUGCGGAGUUGGGUUGGGUUGGGUUGGCGAUAUUUGGGUUUGUGAUUAAAACUGGGUAUUUUGAGUCGGAUAUUUGUGUUGGGUGUGCACUGAUUGAUUUGUUUGCUAAAGGGUUUAGUGAUUUGAGGUCAGCUAAGAAAGUGUUCGAUAGAAUGCCUGAGAGGAAUCUUGUUACUUGGACUUUGAUGAUUACUAGAUUUUCACAACUUGGUGCUUCAAGGGAUGCUGUUAGACUGUUCUUGGAAAUGGUUUCUGAAGGAUUUGUCCCUGAUAGGUUUACGUUUAGUGGUGUUUUAUCAGCUUGUGCUGAGCCAGGGUUGUCUUUGCUUGGGAGGCAACUGCAUGGUCGGGUGAUUAAGUCUAGGUUGUCUGCAGAUGUUUGUGUCGGGUGCAGUUUGGUGGACAUGUAUGCAAAAAGUACGAUGAAUGGAUCCAUGGAUGAUUCAAGAAAGGUUUUUGAUCGGAUGGCUGAUCAUAAUGUCAUGUCUUGGACUGCUAUUAUAACUGGAUAUGUGCAAAGCGGACACUACGAUAUGGAAGCUAUUAAAUUGUACUGUAGGAUGAUAGAUAGUGCAGUUAAACCAAACCAUUUUACAUUUUCUAGUCUUUUAAAGGCAUGUGGAAAUCUUUCGAAUCCUGCUAUGGGCGAACAGAUCUAUAAUCAUGCAGUGAAAUUGGGUCUUGCAUCUGUGAACUGUGUAGCCAACUCUCUAAUUAGCAUGUAUGCCAAGUCUGGUAGGAUGGAAGAAGCCCGAAAAGCUUUCGAUCUUCUGUUUGAGAAGAAUUUAGUUUCUUAUAACAUAAUAGUUGACGGAUAUUCAAAGAAUUUGGAUUCUGCAGAAGCUUUUGAACUUUUCAGCCAUUUAGACUCUGAAGUUGGGGUUGAUACUUUCACGUUUGCUAGUUUAUUGAGUGGAGCUGCAAGUGUAGGUGCAGUUGGAAAGGGAGAGCAGAUCCAUGCUCGGGUCUUAAAAGCAGGGAUCCAGUCCAACCAAUCUGUCUCCAAUGCUUUGAUAUCUAUGUAUUCUAGAUGCGGUAAUAUAGAGGCUGCUUUUCAAGUUUUUGAAGGAAUGGAAGAUAGAAAUGUAAUAUCUUGGACUUCAAUUAUAACAGGUUUUGCAAAACAUGGAUUUGCCCACAGAGCUGUGGAAUUGUUCAAUCAAAUGCUUGAGGAUGGUAUAAAACCAAAUGAAGUCACAUACAUUGCUGUUUUAUCAGCUUGUAGCCAUGUUGGUUUAGUUGAUGAGGGAUGGAAAUAUUUUGACUCAAUGUCAAUAGAUCACGGGAUAACUCCAAGGAUGGAACAUUAUGCAUGCAUGGUUGAUUUGUUAGGCCGAUCAGGCUCUCUUGAAAAGGCUGUUCAGUUUAUCAAAUCACUGCCCUUGAAUGUUGAUGCUCUUGUUUGGCGCACCUUGCUUGGGGCUUGCCAGGUGCAUGGUAAUUUACAACUGGGGAAGUAUGCCUCAGAAAUGAUUCUUGAACAGGAGCCAAAUGAUCCAGCAGCACACGUCUUACUAUCUAACUUGUAUGCUUCGAGGGGUCAAUGGGAGGAGGUAGCAAAGAUCAGAAAAGACAUGAAAGAAAAGAGAAUGGUGAAGGAAGCUGGAUGUAGUUGGAUAGAAGCUAAAAAUAGUGUCCACAAGUUUUAUGUAGGCGACACAAAGCAUCCCAAAGCAAAGGAGAUAUAUGAAAAAUUAGGUAAGGUAGCACUUAAAAUAAAGGAGAUAGGCUAUGUUCCUAACACAGACUUGGUGCUUCACGAGGUGGAGGAUGAACAAAAGGAGCAAUAUCUUUUCCAGCACAGUGAGAAAAUUGCUUUGGCCUUUGGUCUUAUUAGCACAUCCAAACAAAAGCCCAUCAGAAUAUUCAAAAAUCUUCGAGUAUGUGGAGAUUGCCAUAAUGCGAUGAAGUUCAUAUCAGUAGCAGAGGGAAGAGAGAUAAUCAUUAGAGAUUCUAAUCGUUUUCACCAUAUUAAAGAUGGACUCUGCUCCUGCAAUGACUAUUGGUGAAAGUCUUAUUGUCAAUUAUGGUCUUAUUGGCAAGUAC
Molecule: messenger RNA, 2600 nt
Organism: Solanum stenotomum
Lineage: Eukaryota; Viridiplantae; Streptophyta; Magnoliopsida; Solanales; Solanaceae
Product: pentatricopeptide repeat-containing protein At3g49170, chloroplastic-like
Exons: 1
Coding region: 14-2563 (849 amino acids)
Biological process (GO): RNA modification
Molecular function (GO): zinc ion binding; RNA binding; protein binding
Source: RefSeq, a predicted model, not a curated record